Closterium sp. Yama58-4 is the source of this 441-nucleotide messenger RNA. The record is from the annotation of a GenBank genome assembly. NCBI's taxonomy places the organism in Eukaryota, Viridiplantae, Streptophyta, Zygnematophyceae, Desmidiales, Closteriaceae.
AUGGAUGGUGCGCAGGAUGGUGCGCAGGAUGGUGCGCAGGAUGGUGCGCAGGAUGGUGCGCAGGAUGGUGCGCAGGAUGGUGCGCAGGAUGGUGCGCAGGAUGGUGCGCAGGAUGGUGCGCAGGAUGGUGCGCAGGAUGGUGCGCAGGAUGGUGCGCAGGAUGGUGCGCAGGAUGGUGCGCAGGAUGGUGCGCAGGAUGGUGCGCAGGAUGGUGCGCAGGAUGGUGCGCAGGAUGGUGCGCAGGAUGGUGCGCAGGAUGUGCUGCGAGCUCCUGGCGUAGUACUGCUCGACUGUCAGCAGCCAGCCGGGGUCGUUGUGGGAGUGCGGCACCACAAACACCCUCAGUGGCUCCCCGUCCCACUCGUCCCCCUUGUAUUGCAGCUUCCAGCCCUGGAGAGGGGUGAUGAUGGACAUGUGGGGAUGCGAGGAUGUGGGGGUUGA